UCACUGGUUCACUAUCUGUAAAACUGGGCCAUAGAAAAGGUUGUGUGAUGUGACUGUGCUUAUUCAUUUUGCUUAUGGAAGAGGUUUCUGUUUUGCAGAUGGUACUUAAUUCAUAGAAGUAGAAGAGAAAUUGGAAAAUAUGUCUGGAAGGGUGAGUAACAGAUGGAAAUUGAAAGUUGAUGGUACAAGUACAGCCUGCGCAGAAAGUUAUGAAGCCAGCUGCAUGACAAACUUGAUCAUUGCAAUAUAUGGUAACAGGCGGUUGAGGUCCGCUCUUUCUAGAAAUCUUGGGAAAAACUUAAAUACCAAUUGCAAGUAGGGUCAUGCAGUUUCAAGAGUGGCCUCAUCAACCUAUGAGUCAGACUGUACUAUGUUAAGUGAAGCUCAGAUGAUGGUGUAUUAGAGGGAUGCUAAUGUUAGAAGAAGACAGUGUUUUGUUAACUUCUAACAUUAUUAUCCAUCACAUAUGACAGCAUCUGAGCUUCAGUGAACAUAAUGCAGAGUUCAAUCCAAAGGCUGAUGAGCUCACUCUUGAAGCUGCAUGUUCUUAACUUGCAAUUGUUGUACAAAAGUCCAGACCUCAACCAAUUGUUGCCAUGUGCUUCAUCAAUCCAAUGUUUUUUACUGCAGCCGGCAUCAUACUUUUUGUGCAGACUGAAGGGUUUGGUGGUGGAAGUGCAGUACCAGCACUUUGAAAAAGUCCAAUGAGAUGUUGAGGUUCUGUUGAUUGUUAUUGGAUCAUAACAUCUGUAUCCUUCGGGAGAGUCAGUCUGGGAGACAGUGACAUUGAGUGUGUUUUCUUCUUUGGAUUUUCCCCGGCUUUUGUACAGAACGAUCAGUGUGGUGAAUUAUUUCUGUUGAAAUUUGAAAAGAGGUUUAUUUUAAUUACAUCAUGAACUGUCUUUUUUAAAUUCCUUGUCUCAUGCACAGGAUCGACGUGGGCAUCACACACCAAGUAACAAGACGUCUGAGGAAGACAUUGCUUUUGUAAUUCAACAUAUUGCUUCUGUAAAACAGAUGAGAGAUGAGACAGUCUAUACUUUAUCUGGUAACCAACAUCAAGGGACUCCACAUGAACGCAUUUCUUCAGAGGUCACAGGAACUGUAGGAAAAGAAUUAUCGACAAAGAAGAUGUAUGAAGUAUAUAAGAGAGUGUGUCAAGAGGAGGGUAGGACACCUGUUAGCCUCUGGGUAUACCGCCACAUAGAAAAAUCUAAAAUAAAUCAGAAUAAUUCUAAGAAUGGUGAGAACUUGGAGAAUGGGGAUUUUAUGCAUUCCAAAAACCAAACGGUAUCAAGUAUCACUGACCAUAAAUCUGUGACGAAUGAUAAUCCAAACACAUGUAAUGGUGUGUCAGAAAUCCAAGAACAUGUAACUGAUACUGGAAAUGUAAUAAUGUCCAAUAUCAGCAGAAACAAGAGAAGUGGAGGUUGCAGAACACAGAUGUCACGAAAAGAGAGAACAAAAAGAAACAGUGGGGAAGCAUAUUUUACUGCAACAGGAAAGCUCAAGAAAGAAAAAUUUUACACUGACAAGGAGUGUGGGUGUAAAUACCGAUGCAUUCCUGAAUUAGGCACACCAGAGAGCAGGAAGAAGGUAUUUGAUCAUUUUUGGAAGCUGGCAGACUUUACAAAGCAGAAUGCAUAUAUUGCACAAACAGUAGUUCUAGUUCCUGUCGUUCAAAAAGAUGAGGAGAAAGUAAUAGAAAGAUUUACAAGAACGUACACAAGGAUAUACAAUGUGCAGUUUAAGCCAAGUGAGGAAACAGUUCGAGUAUGCAAGAUGGCUUUCCUUCAGCUUCAUGGCUUAUCAAAUGGCCGAGUGGACCGUGUAUUACAAGCUGUGGCUUGUCAGUCUCCAUUUGCUCUUCAGGACAGACGAGGGCACCACUCACCUAAGAACAAGACAAGAGAAGAGGACAUAAACUAUGCCUGCUGUCAUAUCAAUUCAUUUCCCAUUGGCUACCACAGCAGUGAAACUUAUGAUUGCGGUAGACUCUCUCUGCCUCAUGACCUCAACGUGGAGAAGAUGUACCGAAUGUACAAAGAGCAGUGUACCAUGGACAAGAGGGUUCCCAUUGGCAGUUUUGUCUAUAGGAAAAUUUUGAAAGAAAGGUGCCAGCAGUCUGAUAGGUCAGCAACCAGGAGACCUGGUGUAGGUCUAGGCCAUGGGGGUGGUAACUCUACUCCACAGGUAACUGUCAAGAAUUCCUAAAAUUACAAUUAAAGUAAACUUCGUGUAUAUACCAUAGUGUAUGCUGAGAGGUACACAUCUUGGUGUAUAUACCUUGAGCAAGGAAGAAUAUCUUAUUUGAUAUACAGUAAUAAUGGGUUAAAUUUAGGAAGGGGUAAGCUUAUUGCUCACAGAAUUCAUUAUAUAUACCCUAUACUCUACAGUGAUUGUUUCCUUACCCAACCUUUCAAACAAGACAUUGAUUACUUGCAUCAUUCUCAUUUUUCAUUGUGGUAAAAAUAGCCAAAACCUGACCAAAAAAUAUGAAAAAAUCCCCCAACCAGCUUUGGGUACCAUUUAUACCAUUCCAAAUAUGAUGGAUCCUGUGUGUUGUGUCAUGUCUUAGUAAUGUCAGGUUUUAGCUUGCUGGAAGUAACUAGUGGCUUUACUUGCGUCCUGAUGAAUUUUAUCCACGUUUGUAGAAGUGUCUGUUAUGUGGAAAUAAAGUAAAUUUUGUGCAGGAAUAUUAGAAGUAUGUGUAGGAGCCACAGUGAUAAGUCUGUAGUGUGUUAAAAGCAGUGACUGAUGACUUGAGUCACUGCUGCAUACCAGCAGUUACAGAUGAGUCACUGCUGCAUACCAGCAGUUACAGAUGAGUCACUGCUGCAUACCAGCAGUUACAGAUGAGUCACUGCUGCAUACCAGCAGUUACAGAUGAGUCACUGCUACACACCAGGAGUUACAGAUGAGUCACUGCUACAUACCAGCAGUUACAAAUGAGUCACUGCUACACACCAGCAGCAGUGACUGAUGAGUCACUGCUACACACCAGCAGCAGUGACUGAUGAGUCACUGCUACACACCAGCAGCAGUGACUGAUGAGUCACUGCUACACACCAGCAGCAGUGACUGAUGAGUCACUGCUACACACCAGCAGCAGUGACUGAUGAGUCACUGCUACACACCAG
Molecule: messenger RNA, 3140 nt
Organism: Cherax quadricarinatus
Lineage: Eukaryota; Metazoa; Arthropoda; Malacostraca; Decapoda; Parastacidae
Source: RefSeq, a predicted model, not a curated record